Messenger RNA from Scomber japonicus (chub mackerel), 1621 nucleotides. It is a transcript of the gene gtpbp10, whose product is annotated as GTP-binding protein 10 (putative). Gene Ontology annotation, cellular component: mitochondrion. The coding region runs from base 80 to 1192 and encodes 370 amino acids. Gene Ontology annotation, molecular function: magnesium ion binding; GTPase activity; GTP binding. Lineage: Eukaryota; Metazoa; Chordata; Actinopteri; Scombriformes; Scombridae. The transcript is spliced from 10 exons. The record is from RefSeq and is a predicted model, not a curated record.
CGGCUCCUCAUACAAACACAUGUGAAUUAGCUGCUAGCUAAACAACAAGUACGAAAAGUGGCGAUAAACGCCGCCGAAAAUGGUUCAGUUUAGCAGAAUCUGCUUCCGUAAGUAUGGAAACUUUGUGGACAACCUUCGUAUGUACGUCCAGGGAGGUAACGGUGGCAUGGGUUUACCUCGUCUUGGGGGCCAGGGGGGGAAUGGGGGAGAUGUUUGGGUGGUGGCUUCAAAGAACAUGACCUUGAGGAGGGUCAAGGACAAGUACCCAAAGAAACGUUUUACAGGCACAGUGGGAGCCAACAGCAGUGUCCGUUCACUGAAAGGAGAGAGGGGUGAGGACAAGGAGAUCUUUGCUCCAGUUGGUGUUACAGUCACCACUGAUGAUGGCAGAGUACUUGGUGACCUGAAUGCUCUGGGCGAUCGUGUGUUGGUGGCAAAAGGAGGACAUGGAGGCUCCCCCUACACUGCGUUCAAACCCACUAAGGGUGAUUUCCAGCACAUCCGACUGGACCUCAAACUCAUCGCUGACUUGGGCCUGGUGGGGUUCCCAAAUGCUGGAAAGUCGUCUGUCCUGACAGCCAUAUCUAACGCAACACCUCAGAUUGGCAGCUAUGCUUUCACAACUUUGAAGCCUGAGAUUGGCAAACUGAUGUACAAAGAUCACAAGCAGAUUUCUGUUGCAGACCUCCCAGGCCUGAUUGAGGGGGCUCAUAUAAAUAAAGGCAUGGGCCACAAGUUCCUGAAACAUGUGGAAAGGACCAAGCAGCUGCUGUUUGUGGUGGAUGUUUGCGGUUUUCAGCUGGCAAGUAAAACCCCGUUCAGGUCGGCGUUUGGAGCUGUGCAGCUUCUCACCAAGGAGUUGGAGUUAUAUAAUGAGGAGCUUACUUCCAAGCCUGCUUUACUGGUGGUGAAUAAGAUGGACCUGCCUGAAGCUGAGGACAAACUAGCACAGCUACAAGAGCAACUACAAAACCCAGAAGAGUUUUCUGAUCUGUUGCCUGACAACAUGAUACCAAAGAACUACAUGACCUUCGGACACGUGGUCCCUGUCUCUGCCUCCACUGGGUUUGGUAUUGAGCACCUGAAAAGUUGCAUCCGCAAGUCGCUCGAUGAAGACGAAGCCACAGCAACUAAAGCCAUCCAUCAUGACAGGCUGCAGGCACUGAGGCAGCAUUCACAGAAACAUUUGUGACAAAACACGGACAAUAUCUCACCACGACGGGUGACAAGUACCAGCAGAGUCCCGUCCUGUUCAGCAGUUGAAAGACCUAUAAUAACAGAAACUGUACAGUUAUAGUGCACAGUUUCUGUUAUAUGAACGUGAUGGAUUACAACAGUAUCUUACAGACUGUCUUACUGUAAAAACAUCCAGUGUCACAAGGCUCUGCACAAGUUAAACUCUGCUGGAAGUUGCUUGCUCAGUUAAAGGUUGUUCUUUUCUUCUUCAAGUUUGAGUAUAUUUAUGUGAGAAAUGACAGCGCAGACACCUGUGUUGAUGAAAGUUUUAUUUUAUAUUAAAUAUAUUACAAUACUGAAUGAUUAGGAGGAAAAAAAUAAUAAGGGGUUUUUGCAUCAUCAGUCUGUACAGCAUACAGGCAAAAAAUAAAAAUAAAAAAGACAG